This is a messenger RNA of Acanthosepion pharaonis, 723 nucleotides long. NCBI's taxonomy places the organism in Eukaryota, Metazoa, Mollusca, Cephalopoda, Sepiida, Sepiidae. The record is from the annotation of a GenBank genome assembly.
AUGGUUCCGCCCUCAGCAGUCCAUUUUCCAUUAAACCAGCCCAGGCCGCAUCCCAGAACUGACGAGGAAUUUUUUAGCGCUAAAACAGCAGGGUUCCUCUCAAUCCAUUUCAAAGCUAAUGCCGGCAAACGGUUAGCGGCUUUUCGUUUUCGUUACAAACCAAACGAGCAAACGCUUCAUUGCAGCUCCUUGCAUUCUCAUCGCCGGCAUCACGUGCGCACCUUGGCCGGACGUUUAGUUCAUCCCACAGCGCAAGUUCUGCAUAUCAAAGUGGCCCACUUGGCACUCGCAUUUGUUUUUGCCAGCUCCUUCGUCGAGACGACGGCGGCAGAGAUAGUGGGACGGCUCCGUAUUCGGGAGAGUCGACCCGUUCCACCCGUUCCGAGUGCGAGAGUAGGUCGAGGCCGUGAACGCCCCGGGUCCUCCAAUCGUUCGCUUUACCGGAUGAAAUUGCGACGAUCGAACGCCAGCUAUCCUGAAGGAAACUUCGAUAACCAGCUACUAGACAAUAUUUUUUGGUCUUUCGCCCCUACACCCGAUUCCGACGAUCGAUUUGCACGUCAGAGGCACUUCGGACUUCCACCAAAAUUUCCUUAUGGCUUCACACAAACCGGGCGUGAUUCGCCAUCUUUCGACAGAAACCGGCCGCUCGAAAGACCAGCCGAAUCGUACUCGGAGAAAAAUUACCGACCCGGGGGAAAUCCGCCCGCGCGCAGCUUAUAA